CUGCAAUUGGAGAAGUUGGGAAAGUUGGGACUUGGUGAAACGGCUUCUCUCGGUGGUUGAGAUCCAUAAAACAUGAGCACCCCAGUGAUCAACACUUCCUCCUUCCCUCCGACGGAGGCGCUGUCCAUGAAUUUCAGCAGCCCCCCCAGCCCCACCUUACUACCAGCUGCCCUGUCCCCCCCGCUCCCCACCAUCAUCGUCGUGUUCUGCCUCUUCAUCCUCUUUCUGAGCUGUGCCACCUUCCUGGCUGUGUGCAGGCCAUCUACAGGGGCGGGGCUCCCCCAUGGGGGGUGUGGCCUUGGGGAGCCCCUCCCUUGCAGCCCAUCCCCGCCCAGUGAGCCACAGCUGCGCCUGUGGAAGCGGCUGGGCUCCAUGCGUCGCUCCCUGACGUCUUCAUUCCGGAGGCCCCCCCAGCGACGGCCUGACAGGAGGGCGUCGCCGUCUACCACCCCCCCGCCACACCUCAGUGUGCCCUGCCUCUAUGACCAUGCCACUGAGAUCUGACCGCCCCCCCCCCACGGAAGCUCCUGCUGACCGCACCUGCUCCCUGUUGCCAGACUGCAACGAAGGAAUCUACCAUAACAUUCGGGUGGCUUGAAUGCAGAGAGGAUGAUGGGAAAUGAAGUUCAGAGUCAAUUUAAGCCUCACCUCUCAAAGGCAAUGUCACAAUAUCAUGUAUUAACUGGACUUGCAGGGUGAUGUUAAUUCAGAAUAAGGCUGGGAGGACCGUAACUGUGGGUAGUCAGCACCACAAAUAGGGAAGAGGCUGCAAUUACGUUCAUCCUACGUUCUCCUAACACUAGUGCCUAACCUUGCCUUUAUUAUCCUCUUUUAGUGGUUAAAUGGAUGGCCUUUCUUUCUAAGCUUAAGACGCCAUCCCUGAUGCAAAGUUGGGGGCAGAGGUAGAAAGGGGAGAGGCUCUGUCUAUCAUAGACAGAACCUAGAAGUUACUACACCAGGAUGAAACUAUCACCAAAUCACAAACCCAUUGAAACAGAAUAAUUCUGUGUAUGCAAUAACACAGAUACAAAUGAGUUUCCUGCAAACAUCUCAGCAAACAAGCUGGGUCAGUGCGACUUGACUACUUCACAGAUCUGUUAUAAGUUCACGAGAGGCCAGAGGGACCUGCACGUGAACUUGUGAACUUGUAAACAAAUGCUGCGCAAACCUUUUACUGAGGCAGAAGGCGGUUUCGCCUGCUCCUGCUCUUCAUGAGAGACUGCGCGCAUUCGGCUCUGCCUCGGCACUGAUGUAGUAACACUUCAUCUCUCACUUGACUGUUUACACAAGAACCUGUCAGGCUUCCCACCCGGUACACUCCAUCAUGCCAACAUGCUCCCCAUGAAUGGGUCUUAACAUGCCGGACUGUACCAUCUCAGCAAAACUGCCGAGAGGAAGGGUGUGUCUUUGGACCCUACCAUCACAAUGUAGCAUCUCUUUGAGGGGUGCAUGUUCUUCCUCCACUAAACUGACAUUUCCUGAAAGGAGCUUCUUAGGUAACUACUUUUUGAGGCAUUCCUCCUUAGACAAAAGCCGGGGGGAUCUGAUUUUAAUUUUAACUACUUUAUAUUGUUACUAUUGAAAGCUGCAGCACAAGUAGCACAGCUAAUAGCUGAAUCAUGAUUGGGGUUAAUGGUUCAUUCCAGGCCAGUCUCAGUCUCUAAUGUGAGUGUCAGCAUAACUCUAUGACCAUCUCACCGUUUUCUCCUUAAACAUACAUACACUCAUUGAUCUACUUCUUUCCAAAGUUCUACAGCUGUUUUCCAUCAAGUGCCUCUCUUAUGAUGCAAUCCAUCCAUUUUUAUAAGACAAUAAAAAAAGAAGACUUUCC
This is a messenger RNA of Paramormyrops kingsleyae, 1831 nucleotides long. RefSeq lists its product as uncharacterized. Lineage: Eukaryota; Metazoa; Chordata; Actinopteri; Osteoglossiformes; Mormyridae. The record is from RefSeq and is a predicted model, not a curated record.